Messenger RNA from Angiostrongylus costaricensis, 741 nucleotides. The record is from the annotation of a GenBank genome assembly. NCBI's taxonomy places the organism in Eukaryota, Metazoa, Nematoda, Chromadorea, Rhabditida, Metastrongylidae.
AUGCCUGAAUAUAAGGAUGUCAAGAGUUGCGAUUCAAGCUCAAAAGCUACACUCGAUGAACAUCAGUGGUUUCACGGAAUGUUACCUCGCGAAGAUAUUGACAGAUUACUCACAGAAGAUGGUCAAUUUCUGGUUCGCGUCACAGAGCCGCGACCUGAUAUGAUCACACUCGACCAGCUCAUUGGUAAAGGAGCAUUUGGUGAAGUGUAUUCCGGCACCUUAACACUGGGAAUAAACACCGUGAGGGUAGCAGUAAAAGUGCACAAGGGCGGUACUGUUAAUAAGGAGGUGAUCGCAGAAAUUUGUAAAGAGGCGCGAUUCAUGCGCCACUAUCGACAUCCGAAUGUCAUCAAGUUCUAUGGAGUCGCUGUGGAACGGGAUCCGUUGAUGCUCGUUAUGGAGCUUGUUACCGGUGGUGCUCUUGAUAGUCUACUACGGAAGAAAAAAGACGAAUUUUCGUUGCAGGACCUUCUGUAUUUCGCCUACACUGCGUCGAAAGGUCUCGAGUAUCUACAUGACAACGCUUGCAUUCACAGAGAUGUAGCAGCAAGGUUUUCCUGCUUCUUUUGCGAUCUAGAACUAUCUAUUCAUUCUUUUCCUAUUUCUUUGUUCCAUUAUUCUCCAUCUUGACUUGAGGCAGCGCCUACCAAUACGUUGGUUGGCACCAGAGGUGAUGACAACAGCAACGUACUCAAAAAAAAGCGAUGUAUUUUCUUUCGGCGUGCUAUUAUGGGAGGUUAG